AGCGGAAUUUCUCUCAUAUUUAGAAGAAGGGACGGCAGUGAAACAGACACAUCAGUCUGUCCUCAGAGGUACGAUGAUGAACUGCUGCGGUCUGCUAACUCUGAAGAAGGAACCAGUUCCUCUGAAGAGCAUUGAGGUGGAGCUGGAGGUGAGGGACCAUGUGGCUACAGUGGUCUCCACUCUGAACUACGAGAACAAGGAGGACAAACCAUUAGAGGCUGUUUUUGUCUUCCCUCUGCCUGGAGAUGCUGCUGUCUGUCAUUUCAGUGCUAAGAUUGGACAGACACAGAUUGUAGCUGAGGUGAAGGAGAAACAGGAGGCUCGUGAGGAGUAUGAUGAUGCUCUGAGCAGCGGUCAGCAGGCCUUCCUAUUGGAGGAGAGUGAGCAGAGUCCAGAUAUAUUCUCUCUGAGUGUGGGCAGUCUGCCUCCAGGAGAGAGCGCCUCCAUCAGGUUGGAGUACGUCACUGAGCUGGCUGUGCAGGCUGAUGAUGGGCUGAGGUUCUGUCUGCCUGCUGUGCUCAACCCUCGAUACCAACCUCAGGGUAGUGAAGCUGCAGGUGUCCAGGUGACUUCUGUUCCAGCCUCUCUGGUGCCCUACAGUCUGUCUUUCUCUGCCCGAGUGUCCUCUCCUCGUCCAGUCUCUAAAGUAGAGUCCAACUGCUCCCUGGACCCUCUCCAGUACCUCAUCACUGAUCAAACCCAGGCCACGGUCAAGUUGGCUGCAGGACACAAGUUUGACAGAGAUGUUGAACUGCUGAUUUAUUACAAAGACGCCCACCAGCCCACUGCUGUGGUGGAGGCAGGACAGGCCUCUGCUGAGGCAGGCAUUCUGAUGGGUGAUCCAGUGGUGAUGGUGAGUCUGUACCCUGAGUUCCCCCAGUCUGUGAUGUCUUCAUUGGCUUCAUGUGGAGAGUUUGUGUUCCUAAUGGAUCGAUCUGGAAGUAUGAGUAAUACUCGCAUCCGCAGUGCCAGGGAUACUCUGCUGCUCCUGUUGAAGAGUUUACCAAUGGGCUGCUAUUUCAACAUUUACAGUUUUGGGUCCAGAUAUGAACACAUCUUCCCUAAGAGUGUGGAGUACAGCCAGAAGACCAUGAAGAAGGCUCUGAAGAAAGUUGAGCAGAUGGAGGCUAAUCUGGGAGGAACGGAGAUCCUGCAGCCCGUCAAACAUAUUUACAGCCAGCCCUGCAUUCCCAAUCAGCCUAGACAGCUGUUUGUCUUUACUGAUGGAGAGGUGGGGAACACCAAAGAAGUGAUAGAUCUGGUGAAGAAGAAUUCAGGUUCUCACAGGUGUUUUUCUUUUGGGAUUGGGGAAGGGGCCAGCUCUGCUCUCAUCAAUGGGAUUGCCAAGGAAGGAGGAGGUCACGCUCAGUUCAUCACAGGGACUGACAGGAUGCAACCAAAAGUGAUGCAGUCGCUGCAAUUUGCUCUGCAGCCGACUGUGGUCGACAUCUCAGUCACAUGGGAUUUACCAAAGGAAGUGUCUAUCACUGUCCUCUCUCCACCAAUCACAGCACUUUUCCAGGGUCAGAGGUCACUGAUUUAUGCCCAGCUCAGUGGACAGAGCUCAGAGGCAGCAGAGGGCUGUGUGACAGUGAAGUACAGCCUGGCAGGUCAUCCCUCUGAGAACCAGCUGCACUUCAGUCUCAGACCUGCAGCAGACACUGGAUUAACGGUCCACAGGUUGUGUGCUCAGACUCUGAUUCGCUCCCUGGAGAUGGAGGAGAGAGAGCACAGAGGACAGCAGGAUGGAGGAGUGAAGGAGAAGGUGGUGAAGCUCAGUGUCCAAUCAGGAGUGAGCAGUUCUUUCACCGCCUUCAUUGCCGUCAACAAAGACAGCAAUGAAGUGAUUCAAGGACCUCUUGUGCGCAGAAAUAUUCCAACACCCUUUGGUAGUUCCAUGUCAAAAGGUGUUAACAGAUGCAAGAUAGGUGGAGCCAGGACACUGAUUCAGUCCUUGCCCAUGUUCAGCCUAUUCAAGCUAAAGCGUGCUCCCAGGCCCAUGGAAUAUGUAGAAUAUCAGAGUUUGGCAAGACCAGAUGUAGAAGAUAUGAAAGCUGCUGUGCCCGAUCAGCCUCCCAGAGACCCUUUGCUGCAGUUAGUCUCCCUCCAGGAGGCGUCUGGCUGCUGGCUGCUUGAUCCAGCUCUGGCUGCUGCACUGGGAAAGAGCAGCAAGGAGGUGGAAAAGUCAAAGCCUGCAAAGGCCAACAGUGAAGUGUGGGCCACCAUUCUGGCUCUGAUCUGGCUUCAUGGUUUAAAGAUGGAUGCAAAGGACGAAUGGGAGCUUCUGGCUAUGAAGGCUACAUCAUGGCUCCGUGCUCAGAAUGCACCAUGUGUGACAGAGUGUGUGGAAGCUGGAAAUGUCCUGUUGGGCUGCAGCGUGAAGAAAGAAGCUCUGAGGCUCUGAGGGAUUUCUUCACGUGGCUUCACCUUCAGAACUGAUGAACAGAAGCAGAUCUACUCUCACCAUACUGCCUUUGAUUCAGUGCUCUUUCAUAUUAUCUGCCCCUUUAUAGUUAUGUGUAGCCCGUCUACCAUAUAAGUAAAUAACGAUGUUAUUUACAGAGGGAUAGAUAGAUAGAGAGAGAUAGAGAGAGAUAGAGAGAGAGAGAGAGAGAUAGAUAGAGAGAUAGAUAGAGAGA
Molecule: messenger RNA, 2639 nt
Organism: Archocentrus centrarchus (flier cichlid)
Lineage: Eukaryota; Metazoa; Chordata; Actinopteri; Cichliformes; Cichlidae
Product: von Willebrand factor A domain-containing protein 5A-like
Exons: 21
Coding region: 74-2404 (776 amino acids)
Source: RefSeq, a predicted model, not a curated record